AUGUCGAUACCAAGAAUGAGAGCCUUCAUCGUCCUCGCCCUGAUCGCCGCGGCCUCGGCCGACGUGUCCCACCUCUUCAACAGGCCCGGCCAGCCGCAGCGCCACCAGCCCUCCGGCGGCCCUGACGCCCAAGCUGAGGUCUUGCAGCAGUCGGUCGACGUGAGGCCUGAUGGCUACGAAUCCAGCUUCCAGACUAGCAAUGGCAUCUCUGCUCAGGAGUCGGGACAGCUGAAGAGCCUUGGACCUAAGGAGGAGGCGAUAGUUGUAUCCGGGCAAUACCAGUACACCGCUGAGGACGGCACUCCAAUCCAGGUCUCCUACACUGCCGACGAAAAUGGAUACAACCCUCAGGGUGCUCACCUCCCCACCCCUCACCCGAUCCCUGAAGCCAUCGCCCGCGCCAUCGCUUACAAUGCCGCGCACCCCCAAGCCCCAGAACCCCAGCAAGGCCAAAAGAGGUUCUAAGUGAUUGAAACACCAGAACUUUAAUGAAAUA
This is a messenger RNA of Cydia splendana, 496 nucleotides long. RefSeq names its product larval cuticle protein LCP-17-like. NCBI's taxonomy places the organism in Eukaryota, Metazoa, Arthropoda, Insecta, Lepidoptera, Tortricidae. The record is from RefSeq and is a predicted model, not a curated record. Gene Ontology annotation, molecular function: structural constituent of chitin-based larval cuticle. Gene Ontology annotation, cellular component: chitin-based extracellular matrix. The transcript is spliced from 4 exons. Bases 1 to 465 code for a protein of 154 amino acids.